UGCGUUUAUAAUAUUCGUAUUCAUUUUUUACAAAUUCUGAUGGCAGUCGCUUUUGCCGUUUUACACUGUUUCAAGCAAAAGCGGCUAUUGCAAAAAAGGUUGUAAUUGUGAAAGAUUCAUUACUACGAAUGACGGUUUUAUAAUUAUGUCCGCUAAUAAAAGAGGUUUGAAUGCGGGUUCGGGUUUUGAAGGUUGACAUUUGCAUAUUGUUUACUGGUAGCUACAUUGCUAGCUUAAGAAUGACAAUUUCGUCCGCUCGAAAAUGAGGUCAGCCGGUUACCAUUGAUGAUUACCACGUCAUCAUAGCUAUGAACUUCACACCGACAUUCAAAUCCAGCCAUUGUGUGGAAUGUUCAUCAUAUGAACCUUUUUCAAAAGCCUGGCUAACACGUCCCUCUCUGAGUAUUUAUGCUUCAGUGAGUUAGCACCCGCGCUCCUGAGAAAUCUUUAGGUGAUAGGCUAAACUCCGUUUGGAUCUAAGCACUCCUAAUAAGAGUAUGUGUCACUGAUGAAAAAUUCUCCAUCACAGAGGGAAAACUGUUCAAAGUUAAAUAAUCCUGACUUUAAAGUUGAUAUGUGGUAAUCAAUGUCUAGUCUUUCUUGUCUCAGGCGCAGUGAGUUCAGAGGUGUAGCGUAAAGCAGGUGUGGCGUCAGCAAUAUUUUAACCAGCCUCUCUCUGCCGUUUUCAAUCAUUGAUUAUUGGAAAUCUGUGAGAUGUUCUUCUUCUGACUACUAAAAACGGCGUUUUCAAACGUGAAAAGCCAUGUAUUUUUAUUUAUCUUCCAUGAUCAAUCAAUUUUUUCAGGUUACCAAUAUCAACUUAUGAGAUUCCUAUAAUAAAUUAAACAUGACUACGAUAAAUCUUUACCUUGUUCGCUCUUUUUCACAGACCUAUCGACAUAUCAGUGCUCACCACAGGGGUACUACUUUUUUAAUUAGCCACAACUUAACAAAAGAGACAAAUAAAUCUUUCAAUCAUCACAGUCAGCUUUCUUGAUAGAUAUUAGACUACUAACUUGAUGUUGUUUUUCUGAAAUUAUCACUUGCUAUAAUCUUUCGCGAUUAAAAUCAUCUCUUGUUGUUUGUCUUUCGAAACACCUGACCACUCCAAAACUCUGGAACUUUCUAGGAUGAUCUUUACGUGAUAUCCGUAUUCACUUGCCUCCAGAUUUCACCAGGAAAAAAAUCGAGAAUUUUCCCUAAGUCAUGACUACCGCUCGCCCAAAUAUAACAGCACGUCCAACUGAGCUUCAUUUCAUUCUUGUAAAACUGUCCCUCAACCAAAACGGAUUGAAAUCUUUAAAGUGGCCGGGUGUAAAAGUGACUAAAAAACGGCCUACAUUGUCAAUUCAGAUGUGAAACCUUUUCAAAAGGGAGAGGAAAAGCUUGAUGUAAGAAACCUCUGUUCAGCCAUUCCCAAUUUUGAGGUCAGUUGCUCUAUUAAAUGAACCACAAAGUACGUGCUCUUGGCCAAAUACUAAGCUCAUAUGUAUGUAUCUUAAUUUAAACUGUGGAGCGAUUUAUUAUUAGAAUCGGUUAAUGUUGAUCUACUUCCGAUAAGUUUGCAGGCUUACACUUUACGCACUUAGACACUUUAGCUUGAAAUAUAUAAAAAAUGAAGUAUUUAGGCAUCAAACAAAUUCCCAACAAUAUAAUUUUUAAAAAAAUGACUAAAGGGGCCAAGGAGCAGCGUCAGUGUUAUAAUUUGGUUUUAUCAACUGAGUUGAUAAUGUAAAAUUGGCCUCCGUGAAGAAUUUCUCACGCUGACUUUUUGAGCUUCAGCCCUCUUCAGAGCAAAUUCACAUUAUCAAAAUCAUUUUAUAAAACAAGAUUAUCUCGGAAAACAAUAUCAUCUUCGAUCUUUAUGAUACUUGUAAAAGUGUCCAUUUAAAGUACUAGAAAUAUAUGUUACAGUGUACUACUAAUUAUGACCCUGGCUAGCUACUGGCCAGACAAUCACUACAAGAGUGUGCGGGCUUUUUAAAGUUAACAUAACAAAAGGUAAGUUUUGAUUGCAUAAUGAUAACAUAUUCUCUUCUAUCAACAGUCGCCUCUCCGAGCUAAAGUAAAAACAUCAACAAUGGGUUUGGGAUUAUUUUAGGCCACACCCUUCCGCAUAAAAUUAUUGUAAUCUGCAUAUCGUUCGUACACCAACAGUUUCGUGCAGAUUAUCACAUGCUGAUUCGCUAUUCAUCUCCAGCAGUUUGAAGCUAAUUUGUGUAAAGGCAUAUACAUUACAAACCACAACUUUUGUCAAAGAGACAAACGAGAUAUUGUUGAGCCUUGAGCAGCGGAAAAAGCCUCUCAGGAGAGCGCAUUAGAAGACGCCCUAACCGGAAAACAGUUCCAAAAGAUUUAGCUCUGGCAAAUCUGUUUGCUCUUGUCGAAGCGUAGCGAAAGGAAGUCGUUCCUUGACUUCGUAGGUUCCUUAGAUAGAAAUAUACAAUUGGUUAAUUAAAAAUUUCUAAGCGGUGUAAUGAUUUUAAAUGGCUAAUAGUUUGGUACUAAAUGAGACUAUUGUUCUCGCUCUCUAGGUGUCAAAAAGCCUUCGUUUUUGAAGUAAAAUCACGCACAGUUUUCAUCUUUCGUUAGUAAGAGCUGCACAUUGAACAAGCCGAGAAAAGACAUUUUCACGAAGGAGUACAACUAGAGAUUUUUCUCGAAAUUCUGUUUUAUUUCAAGCGCUUUAAGCUCUGUUUACGACCAUGUGGCUCUAAUACAGUGAGAUUCAAUAUCUAGAAAUAUCUCCGGAUCCCAUCACAAAGAUAGCGCACUGCGCAAUAUCACCAAUAUCCGGAUACAAAAGUUUUCAUACGUAAAAGAGUUGUCAAUGGUAUGAGAGCUGGCGUUAAUUAUAACUAAACGUAUCUCAAGAGCGCUGUUAGUUUGAUUUCAACCGAGGAGAGAUAAACACUCAAACUGAAAGCUCUCCGCGACUGGCGAUCAUACAUCCUGAACAUCUCUUAGAACUGUGUUGAAGACGACCGACUCGGCGGAACACGAGGACGCUAGCCAUGAAAAUCGCCAUCAUUGGAGCAGGAGUGAGCGGUUUGACCUCCAUAAAAUGCUGUUUGGACGAAGGGCUCGAGCCAGUUUGCUUUGAGAAAUGCUCCGACAUCGGGGGACUCUGGAAAUUUUCCCAACAUGUGGACGGUUCGAGCGGUUCGGUUUAUGAAUCUACAGUCAUCAACACUAGCAAAGAAAUGACCUGCUUUUCAGAUUUUCCAGCACCAAAGCAUUUUCCGCCAUUUAUGCCUCAUGGUCAUGUGAUAGAGUACCUGCAUAUGUAUGCAAAGUAUUUUGACCUCCUCAAACACAUUCACUUCAAUGCUACAGUGCUGGACAUCAGCCGAACCUCAGACCACCGGAAAACAGGACACUGGAAAGUGACUUUCGCGAAUGGCGAGGGAACUGUUUACGAAACUAUUUUCGGCGGCGUAAUGAUCUGCAAUGGUCACCUCUCAAAGCCAUUUACCCCAAACUUCAACGGAAUUGACAGAUUUCAGGGACGCAAACUCCACAGCCACGAGUAUAAAAGUUAUCGAGGAUUUGAAGGCAAAGCGGUCCUUGUCAUAGGUCUUGGAAACUCUGCCGCUGACAUUGCAGUUGAACUGAGCCGCCACGCCUCUCAAGUUUAUCUGAGUACUCACAGAGGAGCCUGGGUAAUUUCACGCUUGGAGAGGCAUGGACUGCCCUGGGACCAGCACGUGGAAACGAGGUUCUUUCAAAGCUUUCCGACAAAGAUCAAGGAAUGGUUGGCUAUUCGUACCGCUCAAAAAAGGUUUGACCACGAGACGUACGGGCUCCGUCCCCAACACGGCAUUUUAAAUGCCCCCACGGUGAUUAGUGAUGACCUCCCUCUCCGUAUUGCCACCGGAACUAUCCAAUUGCAGCCUAAAGUAUCUCAUUUUACGCAGAAUGGCGUCGUUUUCUCCGACGGUACUAGAGUCGAUAACCUGGAAGUUGUGAUAAUGUGCACUGGUUAUGACAUCGGGUUUGAGUUUCUAAAGGACAAGUAUAUCCUCCCAGUCGACGACAACCAGGUAUCCCUGUACAAACAAGUGUUCCCACCCCACCACCCAAAGUCAACCAUGGCUUUCAUGGGUCUGAUCCAGUCCUCUGGUGCGUUCUUUCCCGCGGCUGAGUUGCAAGCACGCUGGGUGACCCGCGUGUUUAAUGGGAAGGCUAGGCUACCUAGCAGAGAGCUCAUGUUGUACAACAUAGGACUUGAGAAAAGGAUGAUCAGGAAAACCUUCUAUGCCUCAAGGAGGCUCACAAUCCAGGUAUCCAGUAUUCCGUACAAGGACCAACUAGCGAAAAUGAUUGGCUGUAAACCAGACUUCAGACGACUCUUUUUCAGAGACCCUCUCCUGGCCUUCAAGUGCUAUUUUGGGCCUUGCUGUGCGGCUCAAUACCGCCUUAUGGGGCCUGGUGCCUGGUCUGGAGCCAAAAAGACCAUCGAAGACACGUACAGCAACGAGAUGUUCCCACACGUGGGAAGAAGAAAUAAAACACCCACCAGUAUAUCACAAAGCGUGGUCAAAUUCCUCAAGUUGGUCUUCAUGUUUGUAACCGUUGCAACAAUUAAUGAAUUGUCCCAAGAUCUAAGAGGGGAAUGGGACGCAGUGGUUGGCUGGCUGAGGGCUGCACGAUAAGCUGUGGUACCCGGAUGUGACUACUCCUGCAUAAAGCC
Pocillopora damicornis (cauliflower coral) is the source of this 4693-nucleotide messenger RNA. RefSeq names its product dimethylaniline monooxygenase [N-oxide-forming] 2. Gene Ontology annotation, molecular function: N,N-dimethylaniline monooxygenase activity; NADP binding; flavin adenine dinucleotide binding. The record is from RefSeq and is a predicted model, not a curated record. NCBI's taxonomy places the organism in Eukaryota, Metazoa, Cnidaria, Anthozoa, Scleractinia, Pocilloporidae.